Chenopodium quinoa (quinoa) is the source of this 1149-nucleotide messenger RNA. RefSeq names its product protein ACCELERATED CELL DEATH 6-like. The transcript is spliced from 3 exons. Lineage: Eukaryota; Viridiplantae; Streptophyta; Magnoliopsida; Caryophyllales; Amaranthaceae. Bases 1 to 1149 code for a protein of 382 amino acids. The record is from RefSeq and is a predicted model, not a curated record.
AUGUUGGCAGAGUACUUGAUUGAGAUAGAUGCAAACUUAGCUGGAGAGCUCAACCAUUCCAAACAAACUCCUUUGCACUUGCUAUGUCAGCAACACCACUGUUAUUAUCCCAAACAAAAGAAGGUGGCCAAGUUGUUAGUUGCAAAAGAUGUGUCAGCAGUGUAUUCUCAGGAUGUUGAGGGUUUCACUCCUUUGUUAAGAGCAGCGCAAACUUUUACAUACAUAGCCGCAUCAGAAAUACUAAAGCGGCAUCCACAGUUAAUAAGACAGAAUGGUCCUCAAGGUCGGAAUUUUUUUCAUCACUUAACUGAUAUGAAUGAGCAUAGUAAAAACAAGUUGUGUGAAAUGGUACCACAAAAGGAAAGGGAGAUUCUUAUUACACUGAAAGAUGACCAGGGUAACACUCCUCUUGAUUUGGCUGUUGAAGAGGAUGACUUUCUGAAAGCUCAGUUUUUAAUUGAAUGUUCCGGCGAUUUACAAGGGUACCAAUUAACGGGUUGGCUUCGUCAACACAAGAUAACAACUGUUCGCAAAAUUUGUCAUGACCCAAUUCCUAAAGAAUUUCAAAAAUUCCUUCAAUCACGAGAUAUAGUCAAAAACACUAUUUCGAUGGGUUUAUAUAGAAGUGCUUAUGAUGUGAGUAAAGAAGAUAUAAAGGAAUUUAUGAAUACAAUGGGAGUGGUGGAGGCACUGCUAGCAACAAUAACAUUUACAGCAGCAUUUACUGUUCCCGGUGGGUACAAAGGUGACACUGGAAUUCCGAAUUUAGGGAAGAAGGCAGCAUUCCAAGUGUUUAUGGUUUCAGAUGUAGUAGGGAUGUGCAGCUCUAUGAUGGUUCUUUUCUGCCUCCUUUGGUUAUUGUCUAAGGAUGUUGAACGGGAUGAAGUACAAUUUGAGCUUGUAGAUAUGAUCAUCAAAUUGCUGCUGUUAUCAUUUUACGCAACUCUAGUAGCUUUCAUGACAGGAGUUUAUGUAACCACAAUCUCCGACACUCUAUGGUUAGCUAUCUUCACUUGCGUCCUCUGCUCCUUACUUAUCUUGUUGAUGAGAAGACGUCAUAUCAAGAUUAUCAGUUUCAUAUUGAGGGAACUGCCAAGACACCCCUCAUUGUGUUUUCAUUUACCGGACAUUAUAAAAUGGUUCCGCUAG